UGAUGGUUAAUUGCCCUGAAAUAUAUUCAAAUUCAGUAGCAAAAAAUCAUUUCGGUGAAAACAACAUUCAACUUCAGUUGAAGAGUCAUUCGGUUCAAAUUCUAUGGAGGAAAUUAGCAGAAUACAGAUCCUUUUCUUUCUUCUCGCCUCUGUGCUGGUCCUAAGCACUACUACACCAAUAGUCUCAGCAGAUAACUCAGCGACCCUCAACCAACAUGCCCAGAAAAUCAUCCGGUUGGGUGGAAACGGUACACCAGGGUCUGGAAUGCCCUUCGAGGUGACCGACAGCGAGUCUGGAGAUUACACACAGGAUCCUCGCUCACUUAACCUCGGCCCCAUCAGGCAAAUUCCUGCUCGUGGCUCAUCUGACCCGGAUGUCAUGGACCGACGCAUCCUUCCCCAGCGAUUAAGCUUCAGGAAGAAUCAGUGGAGACGAGAGCAAAACGAACCACAGCAGCAGAUAUAUGAGCCAGCUCAGGAGCAGAUCUUCUACGAUUCUUACACUUCGCCUAUGCCUAAACAAACCUCAAUCAAGAAAGUGAAUUACAACAAGCGCGCUUUCUCAGGCUGUGACGACCCAAGCUGUCAUUGGAGGACGCCUCAUUGGGGAAAACGAGUUUAAACAAGGCUGACAGCACACAAAGCCGACGGCACGCAUAGCCGAAACAUCAACUGACCUUCUAGAAACAGCUUAGCUAGCAACGGGUCACAAGCAAACGUCAAAAAUCGGCACUAUUUUAAAGAGUCGGCAUUUUAUCAUCUGCAAUUACUAUGUAGAAAUUAAUCAAUAUCUAUGACGCAUAUCACGUGCUUUGAAGUUGUUAUAAAAUUGUUGCUUGAAAUAAUAGUUCGGAGUUCAAUCUAAUUAACUAUGC
Symsagittifera roscoffensis is the source of this 875-nucleotide messenger RNA. RefSeq lists its product as uncharacterized. The coding region runs from base 104 to 622 and encodes 172 amino acids. The record is from RefSeq and is a predicted model, not a curated record. NCBI's taxonomy places the organism in Eukaryota, Metazoa, Xenacoelomorpha, Acoela, Convolutidae. The transcript has 4 exons.